UAUGGUAACUGAUGUUGUCAAUGUCAAUGCAAAAAAAAAUAUAACACAACGAUGAACUUUAAAGCUUUUCGUUUAAUUGUUCUUUAAUAUUUGUAAAUGUUAAUUACUAUUGUUUAAAUCAAACGUAAUUAUUCCCUGAUUAUUGGGUGAACAUGGGUGAGGAGAAUAAAGCCAAAACCAAACCUCCAACACAUAUAUUAUCAGACUGGAACUACUUCCUCAAUCACCAGAAAGAAAACGUGCAAAUUCCGCUCUAUUUUGAUAAACAAGACUGGAUCGUGGGUAAUAUGUAUCGGACUCGAAUCAGCCACGUUUAUGAUCCAUCGAAAUUUUGGGUAGUACCGAAAGAAAAAGAGCUAGACCUUUUUCAAAGAUAUUUACAUGAUUUCUAUUCGAAACAUAAAGAUGCUUACCGGGUCCCUGUGAGCAACUUCAGUCUGCAAAUGUACUGUGUAGCAUAUACAGAGGAAGCAUUUUAUAGAGGAAAGUUGGUUAAUAUCCCAUUACCUGUUAAGCAGAAAACCCUGGCUUGGGUAUUUCUGAUGGAUUUUGGAUAUAUGGCCAAAGUUGAAUUAAACGAAAUCUAUUUUUUGACUGCCAAGAUGUAUACCGUUCCACAGUUUGCAGUCAGGAGUAGUUUAUCAGGAAUGGGUCCUGUUGAUUCUUCUAGUACCUGGUGUGCAGAUGCAGUUACAAAAUUUAACCAACUAGUACUAAACAAAGUACUCUUUUGUCAAGUUACUAAUAAAGAUGAGAAAAACAAAGUGUUAUAUUUAAAAUUGGGCGAAUAUCAGUGGGAAACCCAAAAUCUACAGUCGAUAAAUGAUAUUUUAGUUAUGGAGAAGAUAGCAAAGCAAUUGACAGUUGUAGAUAUUAGAGAACUAAAACGGAUAGGGAAAAAUAAGGUGGAAAAUAGUCCAGCAAUUUUUCCUUUUUUGUUACCGUCAUUUUCAGAUCUCGAGAACAAUUUCUGUGCAGAUACAGCAAUAGCGAAUAAUGCCUUACAGCAUUUUCCACACAUCUAAAGACUGUUUUUAUCUUAUAUUUCUUAAUCUUAAGUUUUUAUCUAAUAGUUGGUUGGUUAUUAAAAUGAAUUGUACCUUUUCACUGACUUAAUUCUUGUUAUAUUAAUUGAAUAUAUUUCUAAAAAAAAAUAUAAA
Molecule: messenger RNA, 1160 nt
Organism: Sitophilus oryzae (rice weevil)
Lineage: Eukaryota; Metazoa; Arthropoda; Insecta; Coleoptera; Curculionidae
Exons: 2
Coding region: 153-1025 (290 amino acids)
Source: RefSeq, a predicted model, not a curated record